Molecule: messenger RNA, 2422 nt
Organism: Saccostrea cuccullata (small rock oyster)
Lineage: Eukaryota; Metazoa; Mollusca; Bivalvia; Ostreida; Ostreidae
Product: kelch-like protein 20
Exons: 6
Coding region: 27-1886 (619 amino acids)
Molecular function (GO): protein binding
Source: RefSeq, a predicted model, not a curated record
UGGAAGCAUAACAACGAGUAUGGAAUAUGGCUUCCUUUUCAAGAGCCCAACAAUCUAAUCCCAGAACGCGAAAAACAGCUUGUUAUUCAUACAAAGAAUUGUUAAUUGAAAGACGCCGGCAGAAUAAAGUAGUCGAGGAACGCGGACGGAGGACAAAAAACGUUCAAAAUCUGUCAGAAACUGUCCUGAAUGGAUUGGAAGUGCUUUGGCGGCAGAAUAUUUUGUGUGAUAUUAUUCUAAUUUGCCAGGGACGAGCAUUUGAUGCCCAUCGUUCACUUUUGGUCACUUGCUCUGAUUACUUUUACAAUAUUUUCGUCGAUCAGCUUUACGAUGAAAGAGAACUGGACAUCAGUCAUCUUGAAAUCGAAGCAAAUAUAUUUCAGAAUGUAUUGUUAUGUAUGUACACAGGAAAACUGCAAGUAUCGGAAGAGGCCAUAGAAGGAACCCUGCAUGCUGCGUCUCGACUGGGCUUUUAUCUGAUACAGGACGCGUGCGAAGAAUUUCUAGUAGAAAACACACGUCUGAAAAAUUGUCUGAAAAUGCUUGAUAGAGCUUUCAAUUUUAAUCUGGACAAAUUAACAGAAAAGGCUUUAGAAUUAGCGGCAAAAUAUUUUAAAGUAAUUUCAAAAAGAUCAAGUUUUAAAGAGCUACCGGUUGAACAGAUGAUUGCCUUAUUGAAGAGAGAUGAUCUGAAUGUAGAAAGUGAGCUCGAAGUUUUCAAACGAUUUAUAGAAUGGCUGGAGCACAGGAAAAAAGAACGCAUCCCACAUGCCGCUGAACUUAUGGCCACCAUUCGACUCCCUCUUCUUUCACCUGCCGCCAUUAUGGAUUCUGUGGAAAGCAUCGGUUAUCUAAUGGAAAUCCCAGAAUGCCAAGGACUUGUUAAAGAGGCGCUUCAUUAUCACUGUAUUCCAUACAGACAAACAGUUCUACAGUCUCCGCGUACGGCUCCCAGAAAUCAACAUGUCUCUAAUCUUUUGGUGGUCAUUGGAGGUGCUCCGAGAUACAAGUGUGAUUCGGUCAAUGAUGACGUCAUGGCAUUCAAUUUGUCAUCAAACACUUGGAAAUCUGUAGCCACCUUACCGGAACCACGACAUCAUCAUGCAAGUACUAUGUUUGGAGGCUUCUUGUACAUUGCUGGUGGCGAGAGAUAUAACAACAGUAUGACACCUGUUAACAGCGUCUUCCGGUAUGAUCCGAGAAAUGGCGACUGGUUGAAAGUAGCCAACAUGAAACACAAUCGCCAGAGCUUUAGUUUGGCCGUUCUUAACAACAUGAUGUAUGCAGUAGGUGGACGGUUAGACGCAUCUGAAUCUCUAGCUUCUGUGGAAUGUUACAAUCCACAGUCAAAUACCUGGCGUGAGGUGGCUCCACUCAGUACCCCAAAGAGGUGUGUGGCUCUGGCCACGCUUCACGGCCGCUUGUACGCAGUAGGUGGCUCUGGAAACAAGAUGAUAUCGAGUCGUGUGGAAAGUUAUAAUCCAUAUGAUGGCAAAUGGGAGAUCAAACAACCUAUAUCAACCCCAAGAUUUUUUGCUCAUCUUGUUCCUGUAAGUGGGUUAUUAUUAUUAUUUGGUGGAGCAACAGUAAACCAAGAUGGCGUCAUAAGUUGCAUGGAUGCCAUCGAAAGGUACACACCCUCUAGCGAUUGCUGGACAGUUAUUUCACACAUGCGCACACCAAGAGCAGAAUUCGGAUGUGCUGUACUGGGAUUCAAGAUUUACAUUGCAGGAGGUUAUAACUGGGACAAAAUGGAGAGGUUAAGAUCCAUAGAGUGUUUUGACUCGGAUUCUCAUACUUGGACCGAGCUAGAUAAAUGCCUUCCACUUGAACUCACCGGUCUUAGUUUGGCAUGUAUGAAAACAUAUAAUGGGAACGACUUUUGAAACAUCAGAAAUAAAUGCACUUGUCUCGUAAUAUCUUUUUGUAUAAACAACUUUUAAUAAAAAUGUUUAAGAUUAUUUAGGAUUUAUCACUCCAAAACCACCUGGAUACCCGGAGACUUUAAAAUGAUACUCCUUUUAAAUUCGAAAAAAAUGAUACACAAUUCAUGUCGUAUGUUGUGGUGAACACACGAGGAUAGGUAAAAACGCCAUAAUAAAAAUUGCUCUUGUAUGGUAAACUGAAUGCUGUCCAAAAUAAUUUGAAUUCUUUAAUAAUGUCAUAUAAGUAGAAAAACAUUUUAAGGCGUAAAUAGAAGUAGAUAAUUAAAGUAAAGGUCUAUUCCUCUUUUUUUUUUAUAUCCUUCUCAUCUCCAACCCACUUUUUCCUUGAGUUGAGAUAUAAUUUUUUGAUUUAAUAAUUCAUCAGGAUUCUUCACCAAAUCACUUAGAACAGUGAAGUUUGGCAUACAUGUACUUCAUAUACUGGUACAUUUAUUUUUUUAUACUAACACUAAGAAUUAUUACUAAUUUUCUGUCUA